CAUCUUUGAUUGAGAUAAGGUAAGGUUCUUUACCUGCUUCCACUUUCUACUUUUUCAUCACUUUCAUUUUCGUUCUCUCUUUUGCUAUCUAAUUUUCUGUUCAAGAUUCCUAACUUCCCUUCUUUAAAGGAACGAACUUUGCAUUCAAUUUGUUAUGGGUCGAUUCAAUUUCUGUUCGUUGUUACUACGUUGUUUUCAUCAUAAAAAUCGUGCUCAAUCAUAUUAAAGCUGUCUUUUUUUAAUUUUUUUUCAAAUUUAGGAAUAAAACAAUUCAUGUGAAGUAGUAAUUAAUAUGUUUGAUGUCGUCAGGAGUUAGUUACAAGUACAAUGGAGUUAAGAUCAUUGAUUUUGCAACCAAACUUGACACACUUGUUUCCAACAUUCACAUGCUGUGUCAAACUCAAACCUUCUUUCCAGCAUUUACAGAAUAAUAAUAAUAAGGAAUUAUCACUGAAAAUCCGUAGUAGAAGGGUAGGGGUUUUGGCUGCCAUAACUUCCUUGAUUUUGGGUGGAAAUGGAAUUUUUAGGACUCAAAGUGCAAAUGCAUUUGAGUUUAAAUUUGUGGCCCCUGAUAUGACAGUUGAAGAGGCAUUGAGUGGAGUGAGGGGUCAUGCACAAGAUUUGUUACAUGUUAGAGAUUUGUUAGAGUUAGAGUCAUGGAGAGCAGCACAAAAGACAUUGAGACAGAGCUCAGCAAUUCUGAAGAAGGAUAUUUAUAUCAUAAUCCAAAGCAAGCCUGGAAUUGAGAGGGCACAAUUAAGGAAGCUCUAUUCUACUCUCUUCAACAAUGUAACUAGACUAGAUUAUGCAGCAAGGGAUAAAGAUGGACCCCAAGUCUGGCAGUGUUACAAGAACAUUGUUGUGGCUGUCAACGACAUUCUAUCCAGAAUAUAAUGAUCCCUUGUCUUUUGAUAAUGGGAGAUUGAACUGUUCUUGAUAAGUUUAUGCGAACAGCUGACUAACUUGCUUGUUGCAAGAAGUGGAGUUGUGAAGGAUAUGCACUCAAAAGUAGGCUGCACAAAGGAAAAACCCUGUUAUAUAAAAUUAUAGACUAAGAGUUUGAUCAUUAAGAGUUAGAUAAUAUUGAAGGUUUAAUCAUAUUUGACAGAAAAAUGAUGCCCAGAUUCUGUGUCAUCAUUGAUCAGGAGCUUAAAAAGAGAACGAUUGUAAGCAUAUCAAUUUUGAUAAAGAGAAAUCUAAGCUUAAUUUUUUAUCUGCUCA
Glycine soja is the source of this 1221-nucleotide messenger RNA. Its product is annotated as psbQ-like protein 3, chloroplastic. Gene Ontology annotation, molecular function: calcium ion binding. Lineage: Eukaryota; Viridiplantae; Streptophyta; Magnoliopsida; Fabales; Fabaceae. The coding region runs from base 328 to 894 and encodes 188 amino acids. The record is from RefSeq and is a predicted model, not a curated record. Gene Ontology annotation, cellular component: photosystem II oxygen evolving complex; chloroplast; photosystem II. The transcript is spliced from 2 exons. Gene Ontology annotation, biological process: photosynthetic electron transport chain; photosynthesis.